Syngnathoides biaculeatus (alligator pipefish) is the source of this 771-nucleotide messenger RNA. Its product is annotated as homeobox protein aristaless-like 4. Gene Ontology annotation, molecular function: DNA-binding transcription activator activity, RNA polymerase II-specific; RNA polymerase II transcription regulatory region sequence-specific DNA binding. The record is from RefSeq and is a predicted model, not a curated record. Bases 1 to 771 code for a protein of 256 amino acids. Gene Ontology annotation, biological process: regulation of transcription by RNA polymerase II. NCBI's taxonomy places the organism in Eukaryota, Metazoa, Chordata, Actinopteri, Syngnathiformes, Syngnathidae. The transcript has 4 exons.
AUGAACGCCGAGAUCUGCAGUCCAUACGGCGACAUGACCUCCAUGGAUUCAUUUCAUAGUUCUUCUGCAGCACAAAGUCAACACGAGCAGACGGACCCGUUCAGAAACUUCCCAUCCGCUAACACCAAAUACGGCCCGGUUGCGUUCGUGCAGGCCCCCAAAGGUCACGCGUACGGAGACAAGCCGGGGAGCCCGUUCCGGCAAGAGUGCCACUCGUCGGACGCUGCUUUCAGCAAAUUCCACCUCUUCGCGCACAGGUCCUCCUGCAAAACUCCCCCGGAGGGAAGCGAGGGGCACAGCGCAGAGAUCAUUCCGUGCUAUGGUGAUGUGAGUAACCGGCGUGCCAAAUGGAGGAAGAGGGAGCGUUUCGGUCAGAUGCAGCAGGUUCGAACACACUUCUCCACAGCUUAUGAACUGCCACUGCUGACACGGCCCGAGAGUUACGCGCAGAUACAGAACCCAUCCUGGAUUAGUGGCAGCAGUGCGGCGUCACCAGUUCCAGGCUGUGUGGUUCCCUGUGACACGGUGACAUCCUGCAUGACCCCUCACCCCCACUCGGCCAGCGGGGUGUCCGAGUUCCUGGGUGUCCAGAGCCCCGGAGGUCACCUGGGCCAGGCUCACAUGGGCGGCCUUUUUGGAGGAUCCCCCGGCAUGGCGACGGGGCUCAACGCCUACGACCUCAACAUGGACCCUGACCGCAAGUCCUCCAGCAUCGCUUCUCUGCGCAUGAAGGCCAAAGAGCACAGUGCGGCCAUAUCUUGGGCCUCGUGA